Molecule: messenger RNA, 6384 nt
Organism: Diorhabda carinulata
Lineage: Eukaryota; Metazoa; Arthropoda; Insecta; Coleoptera; Chrysomelidae
Product: F-box only protein 25
Exons: 6
Coding region: 129-1148 (339 amino acids)
Biological process (GO): protein ubiquitination
Cellular component (GO): cytoplasm; nucleus; SCF ubiquitin ligase complex
Molecular function (GO): protein binding
Source: RefSeq, a predicted model, not a curated record
UAUUUUUUUAUUAAUUAUAAUGUGCGCGUGCGUAUUUUUGUAUGGAGCACUAUAGAGAGAAUUUAUUUAUUUACUACAUCAGCUGUUUAUUUGAAUCUUUAGUGUAGUAUUUAAACUUACAAAACGGGAUGCCGUUUAUUUCCAAAGAUUGGAGAUCUCCGGGAGAAGCAUGGGUUAAAACCGAAGAAGGAUGGGAAAAGAAAAAAGUGUUAGAAAACUGUAAAUCCUUGCAAAAGGUGUUGAGAAAUGAUAUUUCAGAAGAGGAGAGUGAUACCGAUACUGCCAUUCAACCUCACUGUCAUAUAACAAUAAAAUGUACUAAAGAAAUAGCAGGGUUUAACGAAUUAGACGAAGCCGUCAAACGACUAGAUUUCAGAAGUGCCGUUCGAGAUGUCCGUAGAUUUAAUUAUAUAUGCGCUUUAUUGGAACUAUUAAUCGGUCAACAGAUGACAGCUCUAUCGGGAUGUUCCCAAAAAGUUCUAUUAGCUAUGUUGGAAGAGGUCGCUAGUCACGCUACCAAAAGUCAACAUAAUCCGAGAGGUUUUCGACAACUUCUUAGUAAUUUGAGUGCGUUAAGGACGGCCGAAAGGGACGCUUGUUGGGGAGGCCCAUUAGGAUCUCAAUUACUCUGGGACCAACACGCAACAAAGAUAGAAAGGAUAUUGAACAUGGCAGCUAAAAUGCAGAUCUGCGAACCGAAUACUCAACCACAAUUAAUGCAGUUACCGGAAGAGUGUAUUAGAGAAAUUAUUUUGAGAUUAUCCGACCACAAAGAUUUACUAGCAAGUGCGGAAUCUUGUGAACGAAUGGCAGCUAUUGUUGGCGAACAAAGAAUAUGGCGCGAACUAACUAAAUAUCAUUUUGUUCCUCAACAGAUAAAUUUAUUUUUACCCAAAGACAAUAGUAACGUUAACUGGAAGGAAGUGUAUCAUUCUUUGAAAAAGACUUUUGGUAUAAAUGAAGAAAGACAAUACGCCGAAAUGUUAUCGCUAUGCAGAUACUGCCGUUGUUUAUUUUGGAGGUCCUUGGGGCAUCCGUGCAUCGCCGAUCAAUGUCCCGAAUUUCGCGCUCGUAUCCAAGAAGCUGGAGGUAUAAGCGCUCCUGCCCCAGUCCCUCCAUCGGCGUUUCUCAAAUUUUUCUCAUUGUAGAAUAAUUGCCUUUACUACGAUCUCAUUCUCGACAAAUUUAUUUAAGCAUUUCUUUUUGAAAUUCGUACGUAAAGUUCAAAGAAUUUUUGGUUUUCAAGUUGACAUGAAAAUUUUACAUUUAUUUAAAAAAAAUUAUCUUGCCACUCAUCUUCUUCAAUACCUUUGGUAGUUGAUGUUUUAUCUUCAUUCCUCUUUUAUUAUAUUUUUCAUCUGAUUUAUAUACUUCUUCUCCAUUUUAUUAUCAAUUAUUUUAUUUAUUUUUCUCGUUGAAUCAUAACUUUGUUGCCACUUCUUUUAAUGUCUUCUUUUUCUGUCAAAUAUGUCAUUUAUAUUCUUGUGACAUUUAAGUCCAUUUGUCGUAUCAAUCCUUUGAAGGACUAUCAACUUUUUUUGUUUCUGGUUUUUGAUUUUUGAUUCAAACGUGCAUUCAACAACAAGUCUUUUCUUGUUUUUUAUAUUGAUAUAUCCGUGUCCGUGUUCUGUAUUUUAUCUUUUAUCUAUAAGGCUUUCAAUUCUUGACGGCUUUAUUAAACCUUGCUUUAAGUUUGAAGUUUAAUGAUACAAAAACACAGCGAAAAAAAAAUGGAAAACAUACAGUUUUGUCUCGAUGGUAUUCUUUGAUUUUGAUUUGCGAAUUUCCUUCCGGUGAACCGUAACGUGUGUGGCAACCAUUAUGGAGAUUUACAAAUUAUUUUGUUUUUUGUGACGUCGCUUCUUUAAAGAUAAUUGUUCCUAUGGUAAAUUUAUACCAUAUACCAAAGACCAUUCAACCCUUUAAAUUUUAAAUCACAAUUUAAUAUUUAACAUCAUAAUAAAUCCCUUAUUCUAUGAAAAUUCGACGGUGAAUUGUCACAGUUCCUCCAUCUUCCAUCAAUUCAAACAAAUAACCUUUAAAAUACCAUUUUUGGUACAAAACAAAUAUUAAUGUCAUAGCCUUUAUAAGGUCAUUAAUUUUAAUGUUAGUUUACUUUCGGAAACGACGUGGCAAAUUACAUUUGCAACAACUAAAGGGUGAGACACACGUGGCUACUCCGCAAAUGUGACAACAAUGCAAAUGUUGGUCCCAUAUUUCAAAGGCCGCUUGACAUGAUGCAAGACAACGUGCAAUGCAACACGCAAUAUUUCUUGAUGAAAAGUAUACUUAGAUGAAGUUCAGCUGAUUGUUUCAUGCAACAUCAGAAAUGAAUUUAAGUAUAUUUUCCAGUAAAAAAAUUCAAAAUUACGAACUUGUCACUAAUAAAACACGGUGUGUGGGGUAUAAUUCAUUCAUAAAUAAAUUUCAGGUUGUUCCAGUGCUCUGCUGAUGCUGAUUGAACAGCAUAAGAGGAUAAAAAAGAAUCAUCUUUAUAAACGGAUUUUAUAUUCUACAAAGAAAUUGAUUUUUGUAUAAAUAUUUCUAUUUUCAUUCUACUUUCAACAGUCUAGGUUUAAUGGUUUAAUUAUAAAGCGAAAAUUGCUAUGCCUUUCUGAAGAAGAAAAAUUUAUUUUAUUACGGUUAAAUCGAAACUCGUUUUCUAGUAGCAGUGCCUGAUAUCUGUCACUUAGUCUUUGUUAAACUCAAAACUUCUUUUCUCUAACUUUGGCUUCAGCAAAAUAGAUUUCAACGGAUAAAAUAGCUAAGCUGGAUAGAGCUCAUUGUUGAUCUCAGUUUUUUAUCAGUUCGAGUUUCGAAAAUCUCCCUUCCCAAGAAACUACGCUGCACCUUUUGAUACAAAUAAUAGAGGCAGUCUCAUUUCACUGUAUGUAGAUUAAUUUUCAUUUUGACAGACCACCGCAAAUUAUUUAAAUUUUUUCUAAUACUACACGAUUUUGAUCAUGUUUUUCCCUUUCUGUCACAAUAACACCUCUAUGAAUUGUGGCACCCGCAGAUGCCUUGGUGUUAUCUCAAGUUUUCAUUUUUUUAAAACAUGUUUUUUCGUCUAAUUCUAUAGCUAAAUUUAUGUUUUCCCUCAUUGUAUUUGGCCAGGCCUUGGCCCACCAUCGACUAGGUGCUCUUUUCUGUCCAUCAGACUCCAAAAGCAAGGCAGCAGUCUAGAAACCUACCACAAAAUAUAAAAUAAAAUUUGAGGUUAGGAAAUUGUUCACUUUUUCUUUAUGAAGGUCGUUUGACAUGGUGCAAGGCAACGUGAUGCAAUUCCUUACAAGGUUAAAAUGUUGCAUAGAUGAAUAUUGCAUGUCGCUUGACAUUAUGCAUUACAUUAUGACUACAACUAACAAACAUUUCAUUAGUAAAAGUGCAAAAUUUCCUUACCUCAAAUUUUACUUAAUAAUUCUCUGUGACCGGCUUAAAAUGAAAAUAACAAAGCUAAGUAAAAAAAUUCGUCCUAGAAUUGUAGCUUGCACUCAAUAAAAAUGGCACAAAGCCGAUCUUGUUGCAAAUGCGAGAUCUUACAUGAAACAAUCCGCUGAAUUUAAUCUGCGCAUGUUUUUUAUCAAGAAAUAUUACGCCUCGCAUUUCAUCGCACGUUGUGUUGCAUCACGUCAAGCAACGUGCAAUAUUUUGAUCUUCCAAGAAAUUGCAUGCAAUUUCUUGCACGUUGUCUUACCUGAUAUCAAGCAGUCUUAACUGAUACGUUGCGAUUUCAAAUUAAUAACUACGCGGUAGUAGUACGGUAGUCAUGUGUGUAUCGGCCUUAAGGCAGCUAUUGAGCAAUUUAAUAAUAGUGAACGACAGUGUUUGAUUAAUAUUAGACUGAUUUUUUUGAUAUAUUUUGAUUGUUUUUACAUUAUUUUAGCGUUUAGGUUUGAAUUUUACCGUACUAAUUAUUUGGUGGAGUAAAUAAUUAAUUGUUUCUAAUCAAACUAAAAUUCAUUCUAGUAAUUUAUAUUUAUAAACCUUUUAGGACUUGCAGUUCAAUUUAUUAAAAAAUAUUUUCCACCCCAAAAAAAUUAUCCCUGUGGUAUACGGAUUAUCACUUAGAUUGAAGAUGUGUGGAUUAUUUAAAGUGGCAAGAGGGAAUCUUGGAUUAGAAUCGUUAUAUUCGAGGUUGAACAGCUUCAUUGGGAUGAUCCAGGAGCCUCACAGAGUCACUUUAUGCACCAUAACCACUACAUCUUUCAGAAAAAUAUAGAAUAAGUCUGAUGGCGGCAAGGACAAACUCAAGAAGAUCCUGGAUCCAUGAUCCCAGGCAGGUUCAUAUCAGGAGAUAGAGCUUCAUACUUUCAUAGUACUAAUUUAAGUCUGUUACGAUGACAAACAUAAAUGGAUCCCUAACGGCAUACACCACAGCAUCACGUAGAGGUGAAUUGUAUCUUUUCAAUGAUAAUCCCGUCGUCGGAUGGAUUUUAUGUCCGAAAAAGCUCAACAAAUCCAAAUAGAACCGCGAAUGGAGCUAGUUACGCAAAACCUAUUGUAGUAUUAUGAAGAAGUUGCUUUCCUGGAGCGGGUUAUCACCGGUGACGAUAGCAGGUGCAUGAUUUUGAGUCUGAGAUAAAUCGCUACAGCAUACAAUGAAAGUAGUCGUUACCUCACCUUAAAAAAAUCCGGGUUAUACCAUCAGCGGGCUAGGUGAGGAUAACCGUCUUUUUCAACUUCUUAGGUCCGAUAUUCAUCGAGCUCGCAAAACGAUUGACAGUGACGUGUACUGUGAGACAUUUUUCCGCAAGUCCCAGAGUAGUUUGGAUUCUACUCCGCGAUUACGCCCGUCAAGUCUUCAGUGUUACACAAAGUGGGAGCAGCUUCAGUAUCCGCACUACAGCCUGUUUGGUCCGAUAAAGAAAACAUAUCAAAAGGAAGCGCUUCAAUUCUGACGAUGAACUUAAAAACACAGUCACAGGAAUUUUGGGUCGUCAACAGUGUUGUGCUUAUCUUCUUUCUACCUCUUCUACUAUUAAAGGUUUGACGCGGACUCUUUCUUGGCGAUUAUAUAUCUUAAUUAACAAAUAAAAAAAUGAUUUGGCUUUAAACCGGUAGUCACACAAUUCCACACCUCAUUGUUAUUUGAUUUGAUUUUCGUUCUGAGCAAUAAUUCUGUUUGAGUAGCCGUAAUAUGAAUCACCAGUUCCAAUGUACUCUAAACUAGAAGUUCCGAAGAUGGAAGUAUCUUUGGUUGACCUUCAAAGAAUGAUAAAACAGUUUUCCUUCCACUUCUACAGUCACUAUUUACAAUAGCAAGAAACUGAGGGAGAAUAGAAAUGUUUUAAAAAACACGCAAUGAAAAUGUAACAAUAAAACUUGUUUAGUCAGUUGCCUACAAGUGGUGCUGAGUAGGCACAAUUAAUUCCAACUUGUUUCCUUGCUGUACUGGUUUCCUUGUUAAUAUACAAUUGAUUCAAAAUCUUACCUUACAGAAUCCAUUCACCAUGUUUCUAUUGAUCCGUAAAGCAGUAUCUUUAUAUGGAUGAUAAGUAAGUGUUGGCUUUCCCGUUUUCUAUAUAGUCAAUGUUUGAAGCCAAGCUGAUUUCAUUGGGCAAAAAAGGUUGAGUAAGACGUGCGGAAUUAGGGACCAAGCAUACGAAUUUUACAUCGACCAAGUUUCAAAUCUCCAUAUCCAAAUGGAUAGAAAGUGUACCCCCAAUCAAAGCUUUUUAAACUAGUAAUCUUUUAACAUAAAGUGAAAACGUAGUUUAAUGUUUGAAAUACGUCUAUCCAAUUUAUGACUCAUUAUCAGUUUAAUCAGCUCCUUUAAAAGGGGAAAAUAUUUUCCUUUGUUUCAAUGGAUAGACCUUUAGUUGACACCUGAAGAAAGGUAACGCAGCACUCCACCAGUUAAAUAGGUUACUUAUCAGUUAACGUCAGUUGACUGAGCAAAAUUCUUGCCCAAGUUGGAUUUUCUGGAACCGUUGGUGAUAUUCAUACUGAACACACUGUUUAUACUACAAAUACAUCAUCACCCACAAUGUCUGACGCGCGUUUCGAUAAUCAAGUUAUCGUCUUCACAGUAAGUAUCUUCAGUCUCCGUAUCAGAUAGUGUAAUUUUGAGGGUUUGUGUCGUGGUAAUGUAAACAGUUUCCUCAAUAAAAAAUUGUAAUAGUUGUUUUGCCAAUAUAUUAAGUUUAUACCCGAUGUCACAAUAACAAACUGAGUCCUAAUAGGGUUGUUAUGUGUAAAAAACGAAUUUCAAAAAAAUGUCUUUCGUUGUGCUUCUUGUGCAUUGUGAUAUAUUUAUCUUGUAAUUAAGAAAAUAUCUACUAAAUCGUGUGUAAUAGUAAUAAUAAUAAUAGAUGCUAUAUUUCUCAUAGUUAUAUGAAAAAUCUAAUUUGUGGUUGAAAAUUAAAAUUAUUUUUAAUUAAAAAA